Messenger RNA from Myotis daubentonii (Daubenton's bat), 1434 nucleotides. RefSeq names its product olfactory receptor 1J4-like. Gene Ontology annotation, biological process: G protein-coupled receptor signaling pathway. NCBI's taxonomy places the organism in Eukaryota, Metazoa, Chordata, Mammalia, Chiroptera, Vespertilionidae. The record is from RefSeq and is a predicted model, not a curated record. Gene Ontology annotation, molecular function: G protein-coupled receptor activity; olfactory receptor activity. Gene Ontology annotation, cellular component: membrane.
AUGAGGCCUGAGAACCAGAGCAGCGUGUCCCAGUUCCUCCUCCUGGGGCUCCCCAUCCUGCCAGGGCAGCAGAGCGUGUUCUUCACCCUGUUCCUGGGCAUGUACCUGACCACGGUGCUGGGCAACCUGCUCAUCAUCCUGCUCAUCAGGCUGGACUCUCGCCUGCACACGCCCAUGUACUUCUUCCUCAGCCACUUGGCUCUCACUGACAUCUCCUUCUCCUCUGUCACUGUCCCUAAGAUGCUCAUCAACAUGCAGGCUCAGCAACAAUCCAUCCCCUAUGGGGGAUGCAUUUCUCAGUUAUAUUUUUUCAUAGUUUUUGGUUGUCUUGACAACUUCCUUUUGGCUGUGAUGGCAUAUGACAGGUACGUGGCCAUCUGUCACCCUCUGCACUAUUCCACAAUCAUGAGUCAGGCACUGUGCACAUUGCUGGUGGCUGGCUCCUGGAUGGCUGCCUGUGUUCAUGCUCUUUUUCAUACCCUCCUCUUGGUCCCACUCAUGAGGCCUGAGAACCAGAGCAGCGUGUCCCAGUUCCUCCUCCUGGGGCUCCCCAUCCCGCCAGGGCAGCAGGGCGUGUUCUUCACCCUGUUCCUGGGCAUGUACCUGACCACCGUGCUGGGCAACCUGCUCAUCAUCCUGCUCAUCAGGCUGGACUCUCGCCUGCACACACCCAUGUACUUCUUCCUCAGUCACUUGGCCUUCUCUGACCUUUCUCUCUCCUCUGUCACUGUCCCUAAGAUGCUCAUGAACAUGCAGACUCGGCAACAAUCCAUCCCCUAUGUGGGGUGCAUUUCUCAGUUGUAUUUCUUCAUAUUUUUUGCUGGUGUUGACAAUUUCCUUCUGGCAGGGAUGGCAUAUGACAGGUAUGUGGCCAUCUGUCACCCUCUGCACUAUACCACCAUCAUGAGGGAGGGGCUGUGCGUGCUGCUGGUGGCUGGGUCUUAUAUGGUUGCCUGUGUCCAUGCACUUUUUCAUACCCUCCUCUUGGUCCGCCUGUCCUUCGGUGCCCACAAUAUCAUCACCCACUUCUUCUGUGAGCUCACUGUGCUGCUGAAGAUGAGCUGCUCAGACAUCUCCCUCAAUGAGCUGGUCCUAUUCACUGAGGGAGGAAUGCUUUACUUCCUGCUUUUGUGUGUUACUUUAGGCUCAUAUAUCUGCAUAGGAACCAUCAUGCUGAGGGUGCCCUCCACUAAGAGACUCUCUAAAGCCUUUUCUACCUGUGGUUCCCAUCUCUCUGUGGUGUCUUUAUACUAUGGGACAGCUGCAGGUGUUUACUUUUCCUCCUCAUCAUGGGGUUCUAAAGACAUAAUUGCUUCAGUCAUGUAUACAGUAGUUACCCCCAUGCUGAACCCCUUCAUAUACAGCCUGAGGAACAGAGACAUAAAACAGGCCUUAGAGAUGUGUGUCAAUAGGGUUAAGUUCUUUAACUGGUAA